This is a messenger RNA of Porites lobata, 3706 nucleotides long. Lineage: Eukaryota; Metazoa; Cnidaria; Anthozoa; Scleractinia; Poritidae. The record is from the annotation of a GenBank genome assembly.
GUUGGAAAUCUUGGUCAGGUUAACUAUGCUGCCUCUAAAGCUGGUGUUGAGGGACUCACUAGGUCAUGUGCCAAAGAACUUGCUAAGUAUGUAGCAGGAAAGUUGCAGAAAAGAAGAGUAUUUGUAUGUUUUGCUUUCUACACUGUACCAGCCUGUAGUACCCUAAGUUUUAAUUAUUUACUGGAUGACGAGUUGCAUUGAAUUUUGCCAAUUAAUGGUUUUUAACUUUGCAGUCUAGGUUCCCAGGGUCAUUUGGUCUUCCAAGUAUUUUCUUCUUUGGGAGUGUGGGUGUAUUCCCCUAACUAGCCAUGAAGAUUAAUCUAACUUGACCAGAAUGUGAAUUCCACAAUAAGUCAGUGGCAUAAAUUAAUAGUUUGCUGUGAAAUUCAGGGAACCAGGAACACCUGAAAUUAUUUCUGGACUGUUUUUGUGUUGCAAGGAAAGCCCAAUCAGGCAUGAGAAAACUUUAGCUCCAAGUACAAACGGUAAUUAGUGUGUGGUUUUGUGGCUUGUUUGCAUCUCCUGAUCAUAUUAGGGCCAUUUAUACGAGGAAAAAUAAGACGCAUCUUAAAAUAAGAUGCGAACUUUCCGCAUAAACGGCACAUUUCGUCUAAAAAUAACAAGACGCGACUUAGCUAAGACGCGUCUUAUUUUAGAACAGCCCUUAACACCUAUUCUUAGAUAAGACGCGUCUUAGCUAAGACAAGAAAAACUUUGUAUAAAUGACCUUCCUGUCUUACAUAAGACGCGAACGCAUAAUACGCAUGCGUUAAUUUGCUACGGGCAACAUUCACAUGAAAACGAGUCAAGAACAGAAAUAAGACGCGAACCAUUUAUACAAGCUGUUCCCGUCUUACAUAAGACAUUAAGACAUACUCGUAUAAAUGGUACAGUUUGCAUCUUAUUUUUCCUCGUAUAAAUGGCCCUAUUGUGAUUGGUUACAGUACAAUAAACAUUCCUGCAAUAUUUCAAGUGUUCACUAUUUUCUGGGUUGGACAGUAAGUGUUACUUACGUGCAUUAAAGACAAAAUAAUACUAUUUUUGUUUUUCAAUGAAGUGCUGUUAUCAACUGGUGUAAUUUUAACAAAUUGCUAACAGUUUACAUUGCUUUUGCUUUGUGUGUGUCUCAGGUUUGGUGUUAGAUGUAAUGCCGUUCUACCUGGUUUCAUUGAAACUCCGAUGACUGAUGCUGUCCCCGAAAAAGUCAUAGAAAAGGUGUGUGACCAUUGGUUCAGUUUAACAUUUUCACUCCCAAAAGUGGUCAUAUUUAAAAUUCAACAAAAUUUCCAAAUUUAAUUUGUGUAAUGUUGAAAUAUAAAGCAAAUAGUAUCACAUGAAAUUACUGCCAACGAGGUUUCUUUUGAAUGGUAACACCAUAGAAUUUCGUCCAAAGAAUCAAAAAAUAGAACUUCAUACUAAAUACAUUGUAAACAGUACCAUGUGAAAGUACUGGUGAAGAGGUUUCAUUUGAAUGGUAACACCAUAGGAUUUGGUCCAAAGAAUCAAAAGUUAGAAUUAAAAACUAAAUAAAUAGUACCAAGUGAAAGUACCGCUGAAGAGGUUUCAUUUGAAUGGUAACACCAUAGGAUUUCGUUCACAAACUCAAAAGUUAAAACUACAUACUAAAUAAAUAGUACCAUGUGAAAGUACUGCUGAAGAGGUUUCAUACCACAGUAUUUCAUCCACAGACUCAAAAGUUGAAACUACAUACUAAAUAAAUAGCACCAUGUGAAAGUACUGCUGAAGAGGUUUCAUUUGAAUGGUAACACCAUAGGAUUUCGUUCACAAACUCAAGAGUUAAAACUACAUACUAAAUAAACAGUACCAUGUGAAAAUACUGCUUAAGAGGUUUCAUUUGAAUGGUAACAUAGUAGGAUUUCAUUCACAAACUCGAAGGUGAGAAACACCUUACAAGACUUCAUUGGUCAUUCUGGUUGAAUGGGUUCAUUCCCAUGAGUUUCUAGUGACAAAAGCAGUUAACCAAAAUUUUGAUUUAACAAAAUGAUUCCUAAAUAUAUUCUAUUUCAUUUUUCCAGUUAAAGAAACAGAUUCCUAUGCUCAGACUUGGCCAACCAUCAGGUUAGAACGGUGAACCUUUGAUUUGAAGAGUUUGUGAUGUGUGAGUUUCUUUGUUUCCACAUGUUUUACUUUACAGACCGUAAAAGGCCAUUCACAAAUGAACUUAACUUGGUGCACUGGUAUAGGAUGGCUUAUCUGUCCUUAUAGUACUGAAAUGACACUUGAGCCUCUCAUCUUAUUUGACAACUUUCUGUCAACAACAGUUUUAGUUACCGCUAAAUUCAACCCACGGCACCUCUGAAAAUUUUGAUGGUACACUCAUCAGGUCUUUGCUGUCUGCGCCACAGACGAAACUAAACUCUGGUUAAGUCCGUCUUCGAAACAGCGCCAAAAUUCUUGUUCUGUGUAGGAUUUGAGUACGCGUUCUUCUUGCGUUCUACCUUUACCCUUUGUUAGUUCAGAGCGAGAUACAGAUGAUAUGUUUUCAUAAACGUUGAUGAAACAGUUCAAAAAGGACUUAACUUCGUCUUGUUUCUAUUUCUUUUGCUUUUGUUGGUGAUGAAUUUUUCCGCUGAUGAAUUUCUUAGACGUAGCUGAUGUGGUAACCUUCCUUGCAUCUGACAGAAGCAGUUAUAUCACGGGCGCAAGCAUUGAAGUUACAGGUACGGUUUAUAUGUCAAUAGAGACCUUAAUUAAGAGUCGGUUGUUUUUCGGAGUUCCCGCAAACCGUGAAAGUCAAGAAGUCACGUGACUAGUACCUUGCCGUCAGCUUUGCGGUUUGAGGUUCACGUUUGUAUGGCUAGACAACGCUGUUGAUAUAAGUGAAGUAUCACAAGGUCUUUUGUGACCUAUAACAUCACAAGCCCACGGUUUGAGAGGAGAUAGUACCUCUUUUGCUUAUUAAUCAUCGAAACGUAAUUUUGCAAGACGAUGCUUUAGCUAAAAUAGACUUCAACGAAUGAAUGAAAACUUAAGUUCCAAAUAUGGGCAGACGGCUAAAGUGAAACCGCCAACUGCAAACCGCGGUUUGCCGUUUGCGGUAAGAUGGCCAAACCUCGAUCUUGUAAGGUCUCUAAUAAGACAAACUAAAAACGGACAAAGGGCCUGCAUUUUGGCAAUAGACCAUCUCCGAUUUCCAGAAAGUUUCCCUUUCGAAACGAGGCUCAGUGGAAACCCUUUCUUGUGAAAAUGAGUUUUAUUUGCACGAGAGUGCAUAUCAAUGGCUUUGCACUUAGCCUCGCUUUGAAACUGAGGCUUUGGACAACUUGGGACGGCCCUUGUGCGUGAUUACGUCAGAUGAGCAACUUUCACCACCAAGCCCCGUUUGUAAGCAAAACUCUUCGUAUUUGCACUCUUUGGGCGUGAAUGUUCCUUUCAACUGUUCUGCCAUGGGAAUUUAUUUAUGCAAAACUUGGAAACUUUUCAACAUCAAAACGAGGCUUGGUGGUGAAAUUUGCUCGUCUGACGUAAACAUGCAUAAUGGUCAUUGGCCAUUUGUGAGGUACGUUUCCGUUUUCAUUUAAUAUUUAUUUUGCCUCCUCUUUUAAGGUGGGCUGUUUAUGUAAAGAGAAAUAGAAGCUUUAUUAUGGGACUUCUUCCAUUAAACGCCGCGCCCAGAGACAACCUUCUCGAGUUGCGCAGCAGCAACUUUGACGAAGAGGGAAACAAGGGUCUGGAGCACAUCUGA